AUGAGCUACUCUCCAAUACACCGAGAAGUCCCUGAAGGAUGGACUACCGACCCUUUUUACGCAUCAUUUCCCAUCAAAGGAAGAUGGGCGAAGAUUGCGAAAAGAUGUGGUCUUGUAAAUCCAGUAGGCCUCAUGCAUGACUCUCCGGAGUCAGGGGAAACCAUGGGUUUAAUUUCAGCUGGAGGGCGGUAUUUCUUCACGGAUGAUAUGACAUGGUCUAUUUUCGAGAUUAUUAAGCCAAAGACUCUGGAUGAGAUCUUGAAGAUGAUGUUUGAUGGGAAAGAGAGAUUGAUUAAGACGAAACGUUUGGAGGAAGUGAUGACGAAGGAGGAUCUGGAGGAGGAGAAGAAGGAGAAGGAGGCACGUCUUGCGUCACUGGAGCAGGCAAUGAAGGAUAACAGAAUUCCUGGACUGGGAGGCAAUAGACUAGGUGGUAAUGUCUCACCAUGCUAG
Messenger RNA from Paecilomyces variotii, 453 nucleotides. RefSeq lists its product as hypothetical. Lineage: Eukaryota; Fungi; Ascomycota; Eurotiomycetes; Eurotiales; Thermoascaceae. The record is from RefSeq and is a predicted model, not a curated record. Bases 1 to 453 code for a protein of 150 amino acids. The transcript has 2 exons.